Messenger RNA from Arabis nemorensis, 996 nucleotides. The record is from the annotation of a GenBank genome assembly. Lineage: Eukaryota; Viridiplantae; Streptophyta; Magnoliopsida; Brassicales; Brassicaceae.
AUGUCGGCUCCACCGCGAAUCCGGUCUGUUGAUUCCGACAGAGAAUUCCGGUCAGUUCUUGGUCCCGCCGGUAACAAGCUACAGCAGAAACCGGUGUCAAAGCCGGUGAAGAAACCAGUGGAUAAUAAAACUAAAAAUCUCAACUUUACGGCGAAGAAAACGCCGCAAUGCUCGCCUCUAAGCCCUUCGAUUCUGAGACGAAACGGAAUCUCGAUGACUGCUUCGUAUUCUUCAGAUGCUUCGUCUUCGUGCGAGUCGUCGCCGUUGAGUAUGGUGUCUACUUCGAGCGGGAAGAGAGUUUUGCGGCGAAAUGGGUCACUCUCUUCCUCUUCUUCUUCACUGAGAAAAAAUCUGACGGAGGAGAGAGAUGAGAAAGCUGGUGGUUCCGGUGAUUGUUUCUCUGAUGGUCGGAAAAGAUGCGCUUGGAUCACUCCCAAAUCUGAUCAAUGUUACAUUGCUUUCCAUGAUGAAGAAUGGGGAGUUCCUGUCCAUGAUGACAAGAAACUUUUUGAGUUAUUAAGCCUGUCUGGUGCUCUUGCGGAACUAUCUUGGAAAGACAUUCUUUCCAAAAGACAAUUAUUCAGGGAAGUUUUCAUGGACUUUGAUCCAAUUGCAAUAUCUGAACUAACUAACAAAAAGAUAACAUCUCCUGAGAUUGCUACCACCACGUUACUAUCAGAGCAAAAGCUACGGUCAAUCCUCGAGAAUGCAAACCAAAUGCGCCAGAUAAUAGUUGAAUUUGGAUCAUUUGAUAAGUACAUUUGGAACUUUGUUAACCAAAAGCCUACUCAGAGCCAAUUUCGGUACCCACGCCAAGUCCCGGUUAAGACUUCUAAAGCCGAAUUGAUAAGCAAAGACCUUGUUCGCCGAGGCUUUCGUAGUGUCAGUCCAACGGUUAUAUACUCGUUCAUGCAAACAGCUGGUCUCACAAACGAUCAUCUAAUUAGCUGCUUCAGACACCAAGACUGCUUAUCAAAGGACGAGACCGGUAAUUAA